AUGACACCUCUGGCUGGAUCCUACCAGAAGGCAGACAGCAACGUGGAGCCAAAAGACGGGAACAUGGUGCCCGGAGUUCAGGAAAGUGGACUCACUGACGCAAAGCGGACCCCCAAGGUCUGCGGACGCCGAAGACCCCGCCCCACCCGCCCCGCCUCGCCGGUCUCCAACUUCGGGCAGCCUCGGGGGCCAGGCCGCCCCUUCCCGGAGCGUGACAGGGCCGGGCCAAGUUCCCCGCCCGGCGCGGCCGCCGAGGGGACCGGCAGGAAGGGCGCCGCUGACCUCACCGCCCUGAGCCCGGGGAGGGGACGGGGACGGCGGGACAGGAACCCAGACGGGUGGGUGUACAGCCAGGGCGGAGGGCGCGGGGCUGCGGCCGGGGCUGCGCUGUGGCGACGGGACCCCCGGCCCCGCGCCCCUGGCCCGCGCCCCAGCCCCGCGGCGGACCCGGCGGCAGAGCAGGCGCUGCGCUCACCUGGACGCACACGCCGUUCCCGGCGUUUCCAGAACCUCCCGCGGCGGCGCCCGGCCCGCUCGGCGCCGCCUCCGCCCGCGGCUCCGCCUCCCGCCGCGGCCGGCCCCGCCCGCUUGAGCCGCCGCCACGUCCCCACCUCCCGCCCCCGAGCCGGCCCGGCCCCUGGCUCCGAGCCGGGAGAGCCUCGGACGAGGGUCGCCACCGCCUGCGACCCCGCGGGCAGGCGCGGGCAGGCGCGGGCAGGCUCGGGCCGCCAGGGCGCGCGGGAGCGGGGCGCGGGCCCCCGAGCCAGGCGGGAGCCCGGGGCCGGGCGGGAGCCCGCCGCGCGCCCUUCAUGUCGCCCGCCGCCCGCCGCACGUACGCCGCGCCCGCCACCCUUCGCCCGGCUCCCACCUGUGGGCUUCGCCCCGCCCUCCGUCCCAGCCCCCGGCGGCUGCAGAAGGGCCCCAGACCUGACCCCGGCCUUCGUGCUGUACGGGGAGCGGCCCUGGGGGUCCUUUGCAGAGGUUAAACUGGCCUGGCACAGCCUCACUGGGACCAAGGUGGCCCUCAAAAGCCUUAGCCAGUGGGACUCAACUAGAGAGUUUGAGGAAAUGAAAUCUCUUAAGACCUUACAUCAUCCGAAUGUCAUUGCACUGUUUGAAGUGAUCACCACCCGGGACAAACAUAUACUUUUCAUGGAACACGCCAGCGGAGGUGACCUCUACAAUCACCUGGAGGAAUGCGGCCACAAAACUGAGCACGAAGCCAGGUCCAUGUUCAGGCAAAUGAUUUCAGCCCUUCACCACUGUCAUCGCAAAAACAUCAUUCAUCGUGAUCUGAAGCCAGAAAACAUCCUUCUAGACGAGGACCUCAAUGUAAAGGUGGCAGACUUCAGUUUCAGCAGAGACUUUACCAAUUACAAACUGACAACUGUCUGUGGCACCUUCGCCUACAUGGCGCUGGAGAUUUUAGAGUGUCAGGUGUACAAUGGCCCAAAGGCGGAUGUCUGGAGCCUGGGGGUCAUCCUUUACCGCAUGCUGACGGGGGAUGAGCUGUUUGUGGAGGACAGCAAGGUGACCAAAAUAAUGAAGGGCAUGGGCUUUAAGGAGCAAGAAAUCCAGGAGUCAUUGACACAGAAUAAAUAUGACAGGGUCAUGGGAACGUACCUGAUCCUCAGGAGGAAGACAACCAAGAUGCAGGGCCGCACCAUAAAGCCUGGACUCAAGCUCUAG
Messenger RNA from Phyllostomus discolor (pale spear-nosed bat), 1689 nucleotides. RefSeq names its product myosin light chain kinase 2, skeletal/cardiac muscle-like. Gene Ontology annotation, cellular component: cytoplasm. Bases 1 to 1689 code for a protein of 562 amino acids. NCBI's taxonomy places the organism in Eukaryota, Metazoa, Chordata, Mammalia, Chiroptera, Phyllostomidae. The transcript is spliced from 5 exons. The record is from RefSeq and is a predicted model, not a curated record. Gene Ontology annotation, molecular function: protein serine/threonine kinase activity; tau-protein kinase activity; ATP binding. Gene Ontology annotation, biological process: protein phosphorylation; microtubule cytoskeleton organization; intracellular signal transduction.